Messenger RNA from Sordaria macrospora k-hell, 2007 nucleotides. RefSeq lists its product as uncharacterized. NCBI's taxonomy places the organism in Eukaryota, Fungi, Ascomycota, Sordariomycetes, Sordariales, Sordariaceae. The record is from RefSeq and is a predicted model, not a curated record.
AUGGAGGGUUCCACUCCCUCAAAUUCCUCCUCCCAAGUCGUUCGAAACCAGCGCUCCUUCAUCCAAGAACGCCGCCGCCACCGCUCCCUAAUCCAAUGGCCCUUCCAAUCCAUAGCCACCGAUGCCAGCAGCUUAUUUUCCUUCACCGGUCUUUCCGGCCGACCACCCACGAGAGCGACGAAAGCGACCCGGACGACACGAACGGGGACCGUCUCAUCUGCUGGAGGAGGUGGUGGAGGAGGCGGCGGCGGACCAGAGCGUCCCACUUUUGCCCGCCGAGCAACUUGGGACCCGAGACGGAUACGGGAAGAAGACGUGGAGUCGGUCAACCAGGACCUGAUUCCUGAUUAUGUCAUCAAUUAUCUACGCGGCGAGACACCGGAGAUGGUGGCGAGGAGGAAGAGGAACGGGGGCAAGCUGGGCGAGAGAGCGGUGGAUAUGAUGCAUCAGCAUCGGCCGCAUGAGUCGAGAGCUGGUAUUCUGGAGGAUGUGCUUUCGGAGACGAGCAGCGAGAGGCUAGGGUUUUGGGGAGAGGAUGGAGGUGUGGCGGGCGGGGACGAGGAGAGGAGGUACAUACUUCCCGGGACAGGGUCGCGGUGGAAGAGGUGGAGUGGCGCGGUAACGGGAGGAAGUCGAAGCAGGAGGUGGAAGAGGUGGACAGCAGGGUGGAGGGCAGGCGUUGGAUUGAACGCUUUCUUGGCAGGGCUGAUUUUGCUGGUAGGGAUCAUUUGCUUCGUGAUUCUGGCGGCAUGGAAGGGGAAAGAUGUCUUCGAGGGGAGGAUCGUCAUCUACGACGGCUCAUGCUCGACUAUUUCGGCGAUCGAUUGGGGGGUACAUGCUGCCAUCAACAUUCUUGGGGUUAUCUUGUUGGCGGGGGCAAACUAUACGUUCCAGGUACUGAGCAGUCCUACGAGGGAGGAGGUUACGGCGGCGCAUGAGAGGAAGAAAUGGCUGGAUAUCGGGAUACCGUCGUUUCGAAAUCUGGGGUAUGUUGCAAAGAACAGGAGUCUCUUAGCCGUUUUCAUUCUUCUAACGGCCAUCUCUACGCAAGUAAUUUCUAAUUCCAUAAUCUUUCCGUCCGGCCCCGCCCAAUCAACCCGAACCAUCACCGCCGACACUCCCCAGCCAACAUGUCAACUCAACGUCUAUGGCUCCCUCCUCGGCAUCACCGUCCUCCUCAACCUCAUCAUCAUCCUCUCUCUCACCUCCGUCCUCAUCUUCUUCAAGCGAGGACCAUCCUUCACCCCGCUCGUCACCCUAGGAGACGCCGUCACCUCCUUUCUCAGCGAUCCCGAUCCUAUCACCCGCGGAGCCUGCCUCCUCUCCAAAGACGACGUCAAGCAAGGCAACUGGGCGUCCGGCGCGAGCCAACCAAAACACUGGGUGCCUAAACGCCACUACUGGUUCCAGGCCCCCUCUCUACCACGCUGGAUCAUCACGGGAUUAGCAUGGGCUAUCUGCGCGGGCGCUACAGCUGCUGCGCUGGCAUUUUCUAUCAAGCAUGAUGAUGGAAAUGGUCUCUCGCCAUUUGGGAACAGUCACUUAACUUCCUCCUCCCCAGACUCGUCUCUAGCGAAAAACGAGCCACUUAUUCCCCUGAACCAACAGUUACCUACAGCAGCAACACAAAUAACGAUUCCAGCAUGGGCCGCAAUCAUCAUCUCCUCCCUCCCCCAUCUCCUCCUUUCAGCGCUUUACCUUGCCCUUAACCCGCUCUUGACGACGUACUUUCUCUCGCACGAAUCCUCCCUCUUCUACUCCGGUCACCAGGACCACAGUUCGAAAAAAUUGCAAGCACGACCACUCCGCGUCUCCUCCUCAGCCCUCGACAUCGACCCCGACAGCUCGCAGACGACCUCUCUCUAUUUCACCCUUCCCCGGCCCGUGUCAUGGUUUCUGCUAGCUGUCUUUUCAGCCAUGGGGUUCGUGAUGAGUCAGAGUUUCGGUGCCUUGCACCUUGCCACCCCUUCACCAGAAGGAGUGGAAAGAGAGGAAGUGAUCCACUGA